AUGUCUCACCUCCUCAUCUCCAUCAUCACUAUUGGUUCUCUGUUUCUUCCGACCCUCGUCAAUGCCUCUGUCCUUCUUCCUCCGCUCACAGGUCCGUUCAGCGUAAGUCUCGACACCGCCGAGCUCGUCGACUCUUCCCGAGUGGAUCCAUGGAACAGCACGCACACCCGCCGACUCAUGGUCUCGCGCUUUAAUCCGGUUCCGCCUCGUCAAUGCCGCAGCACCUGCCCAGUACCAUAUAUGCCCCCCGGCACCGCCGCCUUUCAAGACGCCGCAUAUGCCAGACUCGGCAUCCCCAUCCCUCCAGGCACUUUCGGUUCCCUCCAUCUCCAGCUCUGCUGCGAUGCCAAGCACCCAAAGACACAUCCGCACGCCGACUGGUCCCGCAACUCCCACCCCACUCUGUUCUUCUCGCCCGGCCUGGGCUUGAGCCGUCUCUUCUACUCAGCCAUCGCCUCCCAGGUCGCCAGCCAGGGCUACACGGUGCUGACGAUCGACCAUCCUUACGACGCGGACGUGGUCGAGUUUCCUGACGGCUCGCUUAUCACGAGCGCCCUACCCGUCAACCUCACCGACGAGAUCGUGCUGAAGGUCGCGACUGUUCGCGUGGCCGACGUCCGCUUCAUCCUCGAUACCCUGGCCCCUCACGGCUCCCACGCGGUGAAGAAGGGGAGAGUGGGCAUGUUCGGCCACUCGCUAGGCGGCGCCGUCGCGGCUGCGGCCAUGUAUGAGGACGAGCGCAUCCGCGCCGGCGUGACCCUGGACGGGCAGGUCGGUAGCGACGCUGCCACUGCGGGUCUUGACAGGCCGUUCUUGCUGUGGGGUGCGGGCGGGCACAACAGCAGCACUGACACAACCUGGGCCUCGUUCAAGGAUGUGAUGGAGCGUCGCGGGGAGUGGGUUAAGGAGCUGGAGUUGGUGGAUAGUGCUCAUCUGACUUUUACUGACUUGCCGUUGUUGAGAGAUGUUUUGGGGUUCGCGGAAGUCGUGCCGCCUCAGCUAUCCUCUCUUCUGGGAAACUUGAAGGGGGAGAGGGUUGUGCAGAUCUUGGGGGCCUAUGUGGCUGCUUUCUUUGAUUUCGCGCUGAAGAGAAAGAGGGAGGGAUUGUUGGCUGGGCCGAGCGGUGCUUAUCCUGAGGUCUUGUUCAUCGACUGA
Molecule: messenger RNA, 1155 nt
Organism: Coniosporium apollinis CBS 100218
Lineage: Eukaryota; Fungi; Ascomycota; Dothideomycetes
Exons: 1
Coding region: 1-1155 (384 amino acids)
Molecular function (GO): 1-alkyl-2-acetylglycerophosphocholine esterase activity
Source: RefSeq, a predicted model, not a curated record